AUGGCACAAAGAACUCCCUCGUAUGUACCUCCGCCUGGUGCCGAGCCAGCGGUGAUCGGCUGCGGAGCUUGCGGAGGACCGGGAGCAGCCGGGAUGGCGUAUGCGGCCCCACAGUCGGGGCAAUCUGUCCCGCAGCUCCAAACUCCCCCACCGCCUGCUGUGCAGCUUCCGGGGUUCUCUCCGCCGGUGCUGAAUCAACCGCAGCUGCAGGCCCAAAGUUUCAAUGCUUCUCAGCAGCCUGGAAGCUGCGGGGCUUUGGUGCCGGGCGCUGGUCUGCCCAGCCCCGAGGUGAUACAGAAACAGAAGGAGGGCUACAUCAGGUUGUUGGACGAACAGCUGAAGCAAGGGCAGAAUACCUUGGAGCAACAACGGAAGCAGCAGUCUGAAUAUCUUCGGACUCAGGCCCAACAGCAGAAGCAGCAGGUUGACAUGCAGAUCAAGCAGCAGGUGCAGCAGCAAGAAAUGCAACUCUUGCAGCAAUACAACCAGUCAUUGAUGCAGGUGCAACAGGCUUCGGCGCAGCAAAAAUCGGCGCUCGAAACACAGGCUAUGCAGUUGGUCAUGGAGUACCAACAGAAACGGUCGCAAGAGGAAAUGCUUGCCAAGCAGCAGCAACUUCAGCGAGAGCACAUUGAGGACAGGGUGAGUGUCACACUGAUCGCAAGGGGAAGCUCAGGUUUCCAGUGCCGCGUUAAGUAUGCAGUCCGCGAAUCCGAAAACGGGGGCCCGAACCGGCCCAACGUGAAGCCGAAAACGGGCCGGCUCCAAUCGGAAAGCGCUAGGCUGUAUUCGAAAAACCGGACCCAACCUGACACAGGGCACAACAUGACGCUUGCUAGGCGCCUUCGACAACUAUGUUCGCAGUCGUAG
This is a messenger RNA of Symbiodinium natans, 870 nucleotides long. Lineage: Eukaryota; Dinophyceae; Suessiales; Symbiodiniaceae. The record is from the annotation of a GenBank genome assembly.